Cantharellus anzutake is the source of this 1323-nucleotide messenger RNA. Its product is annotated as DNA ligase/mRNA capping enzyme. Gene Ontology annotation, biological process: DNA recombination; DNA repair. Gene Ontology annotation, molecular function: zinc ion binding; ATP binding; DNA ligase (ATP) activity. NCBI's taxonomy places the organism in Eukaryota, Fungi, Basidiomycota, Agaricomycetes, Cantharellales, Hydnaceae. The record is from RefSeq and is a predicted model, not a curated record. The transcript has 12 exons. The coding region runs from base 1 to 1323 and encodes 440 amino acids.
AUGUCCGACAGUCUGGCGGAUAUUCAGGGGAAAAAACCGAAGGUCCUAUUGGCAGACGGAGAGGAGAGAGAAGUGAGCAGCCAAACGAGUUCAAGCAAGUACAAGGUUAAGAGGACGGGAGACCAUUAUUACUGCACAUGUCCAGCUUGGCGAAUGCAGAUCGACGCUAGGUCAUGUAAACACUUAAAAUCUUUGCUCGGUGAGGAAUACGAAAAUGCUCGAGUGGAAUGGAAAAAUCCUGGGGCUUCGAAGUCAAAAGGCACUGCUAAGAAAGGUGGUAAAGCGGCAACUUCGAAAGCUGCUAAGGCGUCAACUUCAAAGAAGCGGAAAAAUGACCAGGAAGAUGCCUCGGGCGAAGGUGACCAGCCUUCGAGAAAGAGGUCAAAGGGUCCCAAUGAAAGGGAAAGUGAGGCGAUAGGCGAGGAGGACGCCAACGAUGAAGACGAUGAGGACGAUGAGGACGAUUCAGCGAAGAAGAAACCAGACCUGCUUCUUGCGGUCAAAUGGGAUCUUGAUGGACAGGAUCCGGCUGGGUGGUGGGCGAGUGAGAAGCUUGACGGAGUCCGAGCUUACUAUGAUGGAAAGCGUCUUAUCAGCCGACUUGGAAAUCCAUUUGCAGCACCGCAAUGGUUCUUGGAUGAGCUGCCAAAGAAUAUAACCUUGGAUGGGGAGCUCUUUGCUGGGCGACGCAACUUCCAGGACGUUGUGUCGAUUGUUAGAGCGGCGAACUCACCAUCUUGGAAGGAGGUCAAAUACCAUAUCUUCGAUGUCCCUAGUGCGGGGAACGAGCCUUUUGAGCAACGUAUGAGCAUACUGAGCAAAACGUUCCUGGAUGGUUCCGAUACAUCCGAAGAGGGGGCAAGAUUUACUGGGAAAUCUAAAGUCGACCACGUCAUCGUUGAGCAACAGACGAUCGUAAGGGAUCGAGACCAUGUGUUGGAAAUGCUGAAAGAGGUGGAAUCUCGUGGUGGAGAGGGGCUCAUGUUGCGUGAACCCGGGUCAUUAUACGUGGGAACGCGAUCCAACACGUUGCUCAAGGUCAAGACCUUUUACGACGCGGAGGCAAGGGUGAUAGGUUACACAAAGGGUAAGGGUAAGCAUGCCGGCAAAACUGGCGCAUUGCUGUGUGAGAUGGCCUCUGGGAAGAAAUUCAGCGUGGGGUCUGGAUUGUCUGACAAGCAACGAGCCAAUCCGCCAUCGAUUGGUUCUAUCAUUGUGUAUCGCUUCCAGGAAUUGACUCGUGAUGGCGUACCCAGAUUCCCCACGUUUGCCGGCGAGUCUGCGGACAAGACGGAACCUAAAGAUGUGGUCGUCAAAGCAUAG